GAAAAAAUCAAGAACCUACGAAGUGGCUAGUACAUCCACCGAGGGAGAAUUCAUAUGUUACCUCUGAUGACUUAACAUCGCUGCAUGGAAAACGAUAGUUUCGCGGUUCGCUGAAAGUUGUUUUCAAUAUGGAAAGAGUCUCGGUGGUUUUGCCAAGAUUGCGUAAUCUAUUGGUCGAGGCUCUCCAACAUUCCUAUAAAUACCCUUGAAUACUUGAAAGACACAACUCAGUCUGCCAAUAGUGCUCUUAGCUGCCAAUAAACGCACUCAUUUCGCCAAAAUGAACAAGUUCCUCCUCUCCUUGUGCCUUUUGGCCUCAGUUUUGAUCGUGGUGGAAGGUCUCUUGGACGGUGGCAUCAUCACCAUCCCCGCUGCCACGGCUGGCCUUGUUGGCAUCAAAGUGGCCGCUGGCCUCAUCGGACUCGGUGUCGGAAAACUGGCAAGUAGAAGAGGCAGUGGAAGUCGACGAGUCAAACAACAUUUCAGACGAUCUGUACAAGUCGAGGCCUCUUUCUUGGCGGCUAGCAUUGACGAUGCCGAUGAUUGCGCCAAGAAGUUGAUCUGUCUCUUGAACACCGACGCGAAGGACUCUUUGGAUUCCGACGAAUCGGUCAUUAGGGGUCUUUUCGGUUCGGCCAACGAAUUGGACGUGGCUAAGGACUCGGUUGAAUUUGACGUGGCCGCUUUGGUGGGCCGCAAGACUGGAGCGGCUCGAUGUCAUAAAAUCUAUGCCCGUUGCGUUUUUAACCGGGAGGAUCUGAUGAAUGUGUUGAGAGCUCCGGAAAAUGGCGUUACCGUUUGAAUAACCCGCUCAAGGACGAUGAUGCCAAAGUAACAGAAUAAAAAUUUGGAAAUGGAAAGAUUACGUGUUGGGUCUUG
Molecule: messenger RNA, 879 nt
Organism: Tigriopus californicus
Lineage: Eukaryota; Metazoa; Arthropoda; Copepoda; Harpacticoida; Harpacticidae
Exons: 2
Coding region: 281-802 (173 amino acids)
Source: RefSeq, a predicted model, not a curated record